Molecule: messenger RNA, 888 nt
Organism: Dermatophagoides farinae (American house dust mite)
Lineage: Eukaryota; Metazoa; Arthropoda; Arachnida; Sarcoptiformes; Pyroglyphidae
Product: soma ferritin
Biological process (GO): iron ion transport; intracellular iron ion homeostasis
Cellular component (GO): cytoplasm
Molecular function (GO): ferric iron binding; ferrous iron binding
Source: RefSeq, a predicted model, not a curated record
GAUCAUCAUCAUCAUCAUCAUCAAUUGUAAUUGUCACUAAGUCAUCGUCAAGUUAUCAGGAAAUUAUAUUUUAUUAUUAUCAUCUCUAAACACAGACACAUUUGGCAAUGUUGUGUGUUUGAUUGUGAUGUGUAUUGCUCUUGUUCAAUAUAUGAUGACCCAUACAGUAGUAUCAACGAACGAUAUUCAUUCAUUUACAAAUGAUAAUUAUAAAUGAAAAAGUUUUGUAUAAAUACCAGUUUGGAUUUGAACGAUUAGUUUUUUUUUUAUUUUAAAAAUUUACAACACUGAAGAGAAAAAACAAAACUUCGAACAAAACACGAUGGCUGGCCAAUCAUCAAAAAUUCGAAUGAAUUUUCAUCAAGAUUGUGAAAAUGGUAUUAAUAGAUUGAUCAAUCUUGAAUUGUAUACAUCCUAUACAUAUCAACAAAUGGCCAAUCAUUUUAAUCGUGAUGAUGUAGCAUUAUUGGGAUUUGAAAAAUUUUUCAAUGAAUCAUCCCAACAACAUCGUAAACAUUAUGAACAUUUUAUACAAUUACAAAAUCAACGUGGUGGCCAUAUUGUUUUGGAUGAUAUACAAAAACCAAUUGAACAUCGUUGGUCAUCCGGAUUGGAAGCAAUGAAUGCAGCAAUGGAAUUGGAAAAAACAAUGAAUCAAUCAUUGUUGGAUCUACAUAGUUUAGCAUCAAAACAUAAUGAUCCACAUUUUGCCGAUUUUAUUGAAUCACAUUAUCUCGAUGAACAAGUUGAAGUGAUUAAAAAAUUAUCUACAUUCAUAACCAAUUUGGAACGUUGUGGUGGUACUGGAAUUGGUGAAUAUUUUUUCGAUCAUUAUACAUUACAACAAUCAUAAUCAAUUGAAAUUCGUAAUCAUAAAUCAUAAAAACU